Messenger RNA from Castor canadensis (American beaver), 1154 nucleotides. The record is from RefSeq and is a predicted model, not a curated record. Lineage: Eukaryota; Metazoa; Chordata; Mammalia; Rodentia; Castoridae.
AAGGGUCUGCCUCCUGCAGCAACAGGUCCUGGAGCUGAAGGACAGCCUACCCCACCCUGGAUCACCAUGGCCCGGCAGAAGCGGCGAGGUUCCCCUGACCAGCCCGCCAACCAGGAAGACAGGCCGGGGGCCCGGGUCCUGAAGGCGGAAACAGGAAAGCAAGCCAAGGCACUCGAGAGAGUCCAGGAACCCAUGAAGCAGGCUGACUUUGUCCGCAGCAAGUCUUUUCUGAUGACCCCUGCUAAGCCUGCUGUGACCCAGAGACAGGGGGCAAAGCUCAGUCUCAAGGAGGGGCUGCAAAGAGGAAUCUCACUGUCCCAUCAAAACUUGGCAGCUCAGGCUGCAGCGAUGACAGAGAAGGAGUUGAAUCAGCUAAAGAGAGCAAGUUAUGCCAGUGCAGAUCAGCCAUCCUGGAUGGAACUUGCCAGAAAGAAAUCUCAAGCUUGGAGCGACAUGCCCCAAAUCAUAAAAUAGAUUGGCAGCAUGCUGAUGAAGAAUGUCCACUGUGUUGACUGACCACUAACUUUAAAACUGCCAAUAAAUCAUGGCAAACAGACUGUGAAACUUCAGAUUGAUUUUAUCACCAAGUUACUAUGACCUGGAGAAGAGGAAGGAACCAGGCAAAAUAAAGAGGACAAACAUACAGCUAUAAUCCUGGGCCACAAGGCCCCAGACAAGAACAACAUUGAAAAAGUCCAGGAACAGGUUCCUAUGCCCAGAGGUAUGAAUGUGAGCUUUUUAGAAUUCCCUUGGUAAUGAGCCUGAGAAGAGGCAGCAAGCAGAAAGGAAAUGGGGAUGCGUAAAUCGGUCACCCUGCAAGACCAGAACAGAAGCCAUCCCAGGAGCUCCGGUGUCUGCCACUUGCAGUCAGCCCAGGUCUUUGACCACUGUCUUGACAUGGACCCUAUCUUCUCCUUUUGUGUUUACCACUAAGGCAUGACAUUUAUGGUAAAACAGGGACACCAUUUCCAGAGCAGCUAUAAAGCAAUCAGAUUUCCUAAAGGUAGCUGCUUUGAGGAGGAGAGGAAGGAAAAUAGCAGAGUUCAUCAAUUCAUAGACUGUUUCCAAAAAUAAUUUUUAAACUUUUCCACUAGGCAUCUGUGUCCUUAACCAUUCCACAAUGCAUUGCCUGUUUAAUAAAAGGUUUCAGACAU